AUGACAUCUGAUGAGCAAGCUGCCAUGAUACCAUUCUUGCGCUACAACGAGACGCUGGAAGAGUUUCUCGUCGAAUCGAGCGACGAGAAACUGUCAUUCGCGGAUGCAACGCUUGUGGACAUUGACGUGAUUGCCGUGGAGUCGCCGUACGUGGGUGUCGAGUGGAUUCCACCGACGUUCAAUGACGUCAAGCGUUUGUUCUCACAGUUGGAAUCGAGCUCUCUGGAAUGA
Messenger RNA from Phytophthora nicotianae INRA-310, 231 nucleotides. RefSeq lists its product as hypothetical. The transcript has 3 exons. NCBI's taxonomy places the organism in Eukaryota, Oomycota, Peronosporomycetes, Peronosporales, Peronosporaceae. Bases 1 to 231 code for a protein of 76 amino acids. The record is from RefSeq and is a predicted model, not a curated record.